AUGAUAUUGGGGGCAAGCACCUGCAAUCUGAGCGCUCAGCACAACUCACUGAGCUCUCAAAAUACAAGAUGUACCAACUUGCAUCUAACAAAGUCUGCUGUUGGGGACUCAUUGGUACGCGAAUACAGUACAGUGUGCGCGUCCUUAUCAGUGAUUGAACAGUGGAUAUCAAUUUAUAUCGCAAGAACAAAUGGGCGUUGGACUGUCAUUGCCUGGAUGGACCACGGAAGAUCCUUGGAAGAAUCGCCCCCAGGACCGUGGACUAGUCACAUCGAGGCCAAGGCAAGACCACUACCGGUCAUCCAACAUCAUCCUAAAAUGGCGUUUAGAACGACCACCAAUCGCCUAAAGACAGAGGCGAAUACCACGGCAGAGUCUCUACAAAGCACAACCUUGCUUCCUCUGCAGUACGAUUCUUUAAUGGCGCUUGUUGAUCUGGCUCCUCGCGCGCCCCAGGAUCCACUGACCAUGUGUAUCCCGUUAUUUGCCCACGCAGCAUUCUCUGAAGUGCAAUUUCUGAAUCUUAUGGAAUCCAGAAUCCAUAUUCAACUAGACCUGAUCGUUGCAGAUCAUCUAGCUGAUGCAUUAGGAAAAUUGCAAGACUUUACCAACAUCCUGAAUCGACAUACCCAGCACCUGAAAGAUAGUGCCCAUGCACUUCGCAAAUUAGUUGAACAAAGCAGGCAGGGGUCAAGUUUUGCCGACUCUGAUACUCUAAGCACGAAACUUGACGUUCCCUCAUGUCAUAGUCCAUGGCUACCCCCAGAUAUGGAUAGACUUGGGGAAUUUUCUCUGCCUAUAUUUGACGGUACCUUUACCCCGAUGGGAAUUAUGGAAGAUUAUGAUAAACUUUGCAUACGUUGUACUGAAUUAUCCGGAAUGUGCACGCAAGGCAUAAGUCUAGCCAUGAAUAAAGCCACAAUUGAGGAGUCACGAAAAGCCAUCGAGCAGUCUGGCCGGCUCAAAAGGUUAACUCUACUUGCUACCCUCUUCAUUCCUGUUAGUUUCAGCUCUAGCUUAAUGGGUAUGAAUAUUGAUCUUCUUGGGCAAAAUACAGUGAAGUUUUGGUGGUUUUUUGUCUUAUGUGUUCCAAUAACUCUUAUGGCUUAUGGCUUCUAUCUUUGGGACUUUCAGUUCCUUAAGUGUUGCUGGGAGAGUUUCUGGAAAGGAUAUGAAGGUACCACGCGAAAUUUGAAAUUUGGGAGAUACAAGAAAAAUUCUGAAUGUAUUGCAUGA
This is a messenger RNA of Penicillium malachiteum, 1236 nucleotides long. RefSeq lists its product as uncharacterized. The transcript is spliced from 2 exons. Gene Ontology annotation, molecular function: metal ion transmembrane transporter activity. The record is from RefSeq and is a predicted model, not a curated record. The coding region runs from base 1 to 1236 and encodes 411 amino acids. Gene Ontology annotation, biological process: metal ion transport; transmembrane transport. Gene Ontology annotation, cellular component: membrane. Lineage: Eukaryota; Fungi; Ascomycota; Eurotiomycetes; Eurotiales; Aspergillaceae.